Molecule: messenger RNA, 1393 nt
Organism: Aureobasidium subglaciale EXF-2481
Lineage: Eukaryota; Fungi; Ascomycota; Dothideomycetes; Dothideales; Saccotheciaceae
Exons: 1
Coding region: 268-969 (233 amino acids)
Biological process (GO): regulation of DNA-templated transcription; DNA repair
Molecular function (GO): methyltransferase activity; DNA-binding transcription factor activity; zinc ion binding
Source: RefSeq, a predicted model, not a curated record
CACGAACUUGCGAUAACUUUUGUUUUUCCUAGUCGUCGCUCUACGUAGCAGAUGAAUAGAGAAGCGCGUGUGCUGACGGACCUGGAUUUCGAAUUUCCGUGUUCAUGACUUUCACCACUGCGCAGACAACUCCGAUAGGGCAGCCUCGCCUUCCGCGACCGGAAGCUUCGAGAUCGUUAAUCACGAACUCAUAUAUCAAAAUCUUCUAGCUCUGCUAUUAAACCCCCAUAGCUGUCACAGCUGCUCCUUUCCGGCUGCUAGAGCAGGAUGUCAAUCUGCUGCUCCGUCAUAAUCAUGUCACUUACCAAAUCAUCACAUCAACACUACUUGCCCAUAACGUCAACACACACACCAUGUUCCCAAUGGCGAGCUUUGAAUCAACGUACUUCAUCUAUUGACCUGCCAUUCUACUACGGUGUUCUCAGCACAAAAAUCUACUGCCGGCCGACCUGUACAGCACGCCUUGCCCGACGCGCGAAUAUAACGUAUUUUUCCACUUCAGCCUGCGCUCUUUCAGCCGGAUAUCGUCCCUGCAAGAGAUGUAGACCUGACGAUGAGAUGUUCUUUGGUGAGGGGGAAGAGAUAGCUAUGAAGGUCAUAGGCAUUGUCGGAGAAGGUAGGGGUAAGAUUGGUUUGGACAAGAUGGCGGCAGAGAUUGGCAUUACCAAGAGUUAUCUUUGCAGAGUGUUCAAGAAGACCAUGGGUAUGACGAUAGGAGAAUACAGCAAAGAGUUUGAGAAGCAGGGACAAGCGGACAAUGGAAGCCUGCCACAUCCUAUGGACCUGAAACCUGGUGAACAGCCUUGCGUUCCGGACUUGGUUGAGAACAGCAGUGUUCCUCAUACUGGCAAACAAAAAGACGUCUCGACGGCCAUACUCGACAGAAGUCUGGCUCUGAGUCUGGGAACGGAGCACGAUGAUCACUGGCUCGGACCCCAACCGUGCAACUACGACAACUUUCGACACUGAGAUACAAGCUAAGGUGCCGUAGCUCUGUGCAAUCUGGCCUUCAACACCUUCUGCACGACUUGCUCAUCGACAAUUUCUCUCUCGCACUUUGAUAUGUGCGACUCUGCCCCUUGUUUCUGUGAUACGACAGCCAUACACUCCCUCUCAGCAUCCUUCAAUAGUCCAUCGAGAGUCUCUACAGCGAGCUGUCUUCCCCAAGCAAAUCCGGCAGCAUCUGCGCGACCUUCUGCAAAAUCAUCUCGCAACCUGGUCGUUGUCGCCCAAUAACUCAUCAAAGCUUGAACAGCUGCAGCCUUCCCUCCAAGUUCCGAGUCUUCGAGAGGGGUUCUCUGUGCAACCCGACCUUGACGUAAGAGUGCCUUAAUCUCUCUCAUGCGUACUGUUGACUCACGGAGCUGGUCCAAUGUCUCUUGCAUACACCGAU